Molecule: messenger RNA, 2834 nt
Organism: Diabrotica virgifera virgifera (western corn rootworm)
Lineage: Eukaryota; Metazoa; Arthropoda; Insecta; Coleoptera; Chrysomelidae
Gene: Sf3b6
Product: splicing factor 3B subunit 6
Exons: 2
Coding region: 199-564 (121 amino acids)
Cellular component (GO): cytoplasm; nucleus; ribonucleoprotein complex
Molecular function (GO): mRNA binding
Source: RefSeq, a predicted model, not a curated record
GUCAUCUGUCACUGUCACAAAUCAAUAUCAUUUGAUAUAAAAAAAGAAAAUAUUUGAUUAUUUGUAAUAAAUAGAAAAAUUUAUUGCAGAACAGAUUUAAGGAUAAAAUUGAAUUUAUUUUAGUCUACGAAGCUUACAUACUAGCUUUAAUAAAAUAUCAGAAAUAUUUCAGUACCCAUAUUUGGAAUAUACUAAAAAAUGGCUCUAGCAAUGCAAAGAAAGGCAAACGUACGUUUGCCACCAGAAAUCAAUCGAAUAUUAUAUAUCAGAAACCUUCCAUACAAAAUUACUGCUGAGGAAAUGUAUGAUAUAUUUGGUAAAUAUGGAGCAAUUAGACAAAUUCGGGUAGGAAAUACUCCAGAAACAAGAGGCACUGCAUUUGUAGUUUUUGAAGAUAUCUUUGAUGCCAAGAACGCCUGUGACCAUCUCUCUGGUUUCAAUGUAUGUAAUCGGUACCUAGUUGUAUUAUACUACCAGGCAAAUAAAGCAUUUAAGAAAACAGAUAUAGAUAAGAAACAAGAGGAGAUUGAUAAUAUGAAGAGUAAAUAUGGAAUAAACACAUAAUUUUAAACUGAUAUUGAUAAUUUAGAUUUUUUUUACUUAUUUGUAUUUAUCACUUAAAUUUCUUUCUAAACGCCCAUCUAAAAGUGUUAAGUAGGUAUGUUGUAUUAUUCCAGGGGCGUCAUUUGAUAGGGGGCAGGGGGGCAUUUGCCCCCCCGACCCUGAAAAUUACUGAAAUUUACAAAAAAUAGAUCAAUUUUGUAUUGUUUGCAUAUAAAUGUAUUGUAUAUACAGGGUGUCCCGAAAAGAUUGGUCAUAAAUUAUACCACAGAUUCUGGGGUCAAAAAUAGGUUGAUUGAACCUCACUUACCUAUAUACAAUAGUGCACACAAAAAAAGUUACAGCCCUUUGAAGUUACAAAAUGAAAAUCGAUUUUUUUUCAUAUAUCGAAAACUCUCAGAGAUUUUUUAUUGAAAAUUGACAUGUGGCAUUUUUACGACAGCAAUAUCUUAAAAAAAAAAUUAAGUAAAAUUUGUGCACCCCAUACAAAUUUUAUGGGGGUUUUGUUCCCUUAAACCCCCCCAAACUUUUGUGUACGUUCCAAUUAAAUUAUUAUUGUGGCACUAUUAUUUAAACACAUUAUUUUUAAAACUUUUUGCCUCUUAGUACUUUUUCGAUAAGCCAGUGUUUAUCGAGAUAUUUUGAAUAUUUGUCGAAUCCACCACAUAUUUGUAUAUGGUUAAGUACGGUUAUAGAGACUUGUUAAUAAUCUGAAAAUUUAUUUAUAAUUUACAUUUUUAGGUAUAUUUUGAAAAAGAAGCUACAUCUCGAUAAAAGGUGACUUAUGAACAAAAGACUAAGAGACAAAAGUUUUAAAAACACUGUGUUUAACUAAUGAUACCACAAUAAUAGUUUAAUUGGAACGUACACAAACAUUAGGGGGGUUUAAAGGAACAAAACCCCCAUAAAAUUUUUACGUAAAUAUAUUGAAAAAGAAGCCGCAUCUCAAUAAAAACUGGCUUAUCGAAAAAAUACUAAGAGGCAAAAAAGUUUUAAAAACGUUGUGUUUAACUAAUGGUACCACAAUAAUGAAUUAAUUGGAACGUACACAAAAGUUUGGGGGGGUUUAAGGGAACAAAAUCCCCAUAAUUUUUUUAUGGGGUGGACAAAUUUCACUAUAAUUUUGUUUUAAGAUGUUCCUGACAUAAGAAUUAUACAUGUCCAUUUUCAAUAAAAAAUCUCUAAUAGUUUUCGAUAUAUUGAAAAAAAUCGAUUUUCAUUUUGUAACUUCAAAGGGCUGUAACUUUUUUGUGAGCACAUUUGUACUAAGUUAAGUUAGGUUCAAUCGAACUAUUUUUGACCCCAGAAUGUGUGGUAUAAUUUAUGACCAUUCUUUUCGGGACACCCUGUAUAAUGCUUGCCCCCCCCCCCUAUCAAAAUUUCAAAUGACGCUCCUGUAUUAUUCUGUAAAAGCAUUAAGUUUCAGUUAAGGUACUAGUACACUUUAGAAGACCAAAAAUAAUUAUUUUUUUUUCAAGAAUAUUUUUCUCAGAACCUUUAUUAAAAAUGAAAAUAAAACUUUUUACAUAUUAGUAUCUAACUCUUAGAGAGUACAAAAAAUAUAUCUUUUUUCAUUUAUGCAUGUACACUAAUAUUGUAGAGGGCGCAAAAGUCGAGGUCUUGAAAAAUGAUGGCGGACAGUUAAUCUCAGGAUUGGGAUAUCUGAAAUAAAAAAAUCGUACGGCAUUUGAAAAAGGAAGGUUUCUUACGUGACAAUUUACCACAAUUUGAUGAAAAAAUAAAAAAUAAAUAUUUUUUAACCAUGAAAAACUGAAGAAAAACGACUGAUUUUUUUACAAAUAUUUUUCAAAUUUCCUUAAAACCUUUCUUUUGCGGAAUUUUUUACUAACGUUGGUAAAUUGUCACGUAAGAAACCUUCCUUUUUCAAAUGUCGUACGAUUUUUUUGUUUCAGAGAUCCCAAUCCGGAGAUUAACUGUCUGCCAUCGGAACUACUUUUUUUCGAGGCCUCGACUUUGGCGUCCUCUACAAUAUUAGUGUACAUACAUAAAUGAAAAAAGAUAUAUUUUCUAAGAGUUAAAUAUUAAUAUGUAAAAAGUUUUAUGUUCAUUUUUAAUAAAGGCUCUGAGAAAAAAAAUCUUGAAAAAAGCUUAUUUUUGGUCUUCUAAAGUGUACUAGUACCUUAAACAUUUUAUCAUCUGACUAGCAACUUGUGGUUAUUAUGUGAGAAAUAAAUAUAAGGUUGUCUUUAUAUAACAAAAUUGUAAAUAAUUGGAAAUUCUAGUGUAAGGAGUAAAUUUUUUUUAAUAAGCUA